Messenger RNA from Entrophospora candida, 217 nucleotides. The record is from the annotation of a GenBank genome assembly. NCBI's taxonomy places the organism in Eukaryota, Fungi, Glomeromycota, Glomeromycetes, Entrophosporales, Entrophosporaceae.
UGUUCUCGAGUAUAUUUUACGUCUGAGUGCAUUGGAAGUUAGUGAGCAAACAAAUCAUUUAGAUGUGGCUGAUGAAAAAAUUAAUUUGUUUCUUAAAGACGAUGAAUCAUCCAGUGGUGGCUCGGUUGCUGCAAGUUCAACAACUGUUGAACCAUCAUCUCCAACCAAGCCUACAUCACAAUCAUCAUCAAAUGUUAUUGGCGUGGAUUCUUCAUUG